This is a messenger RNA of Puntigrus tetrazona (Sumatra barb), 2098 nucleotides long. RefSeq names its product HERV-H LTR-associating protein 1. The transcript has 10 exons. NCBI's taxonomy places the organism in Eukaryota, Metazoa, Chordata, Actinopteri, Cypriniformes, Cyprinidae. Bases 1135 to 1920 code for a protein of 261 amino acids. The record is from RefSeq and is a predicted model, not a curated record.
AACUUUUAUACCCCAGCGGUUGAUUUUUAUUACAAUCAAACUUACAAUUGGACAAUUGGAAACAACUGGAAUUUUUUUGUUGUUGUUGUUAAGGUACCUAUGACUUUUCCCUUACAAUUGUGAGACUAACUUUUGUGAUUCUUGAGGUUUUUUUUUUAAAUAAAGGUCAUUGAAUUAUUUUUUUGAGUUCAAAUCUUGGAAAUCCGACCUUUUAGAAUUAUAAUUUAGAAUUACCUAAAUUAUGGUAGGUGUUUCAGAAAGGCCAGCAAGCGCAAGCUAGUUUUAAAAGCGAGAUCCAUCCAAAGCCACGCCUACUUUAAAACGCAGGACCGCUCUCAGAAACAUAAGAGACGUGAUGGGAACUUGCGUUGGUGUAGCUUAUCUCAUUCACUGGUGGGAAAACUCCACGGUACAAAGCGCAUUAUUACAAUAAUAGCGCCUUUCUUUCGCUGGAAUACUCCGAUGACAUCUGUGUGAGCGAAACGGGGUGCGUGGACGCGUAACGACGUGCAAUGUUUGGACGACAGUAACAAUUUUAAAAUGUUUAUGAACCGAAUCACCUACCCCUUCCUUUAAUAGACAAAAUGACUGGUGAAUGUUUUAAACACGCGCAGAAACAUCUUAAAAUGUUGUGUUUUCAGGUUCACAGCAUCUUUUCUCCUUACUCAGUGUGACAUCACACAGUUCACUCUCUCUCCACAAGCUCACGCUGCUGGUCUACAACAGUAACUACCCUUAUUCACACAGCCAAAUCACACUGUAACUAUAGCACCAAUGUGGCACAAAUAUGAUGUAAUUCUGGGUAUGUUUGCAUGCGUGUAUCUGUGUGUCAUGUAUUCAUGUAUGGGUGUGUGUAGUCUCAGAAUUUCAGGACAUUGAGAGCAGUUUAUUUCCUUUGAGAUACUGUUACUGUCUGACAAACAAGACCAAUGACCUCACAGAUUUCACAGCUAUUCUGCUGGAUGUAAUGGGAAACUCCACCAGUUACUUGCAAGAACUAUUUAAGUCCAGCUCUAUCCUCUCAGUCUUGGUGCCCCUCGCAUACUACAUUGGUGUCAUUUUGUCCGUGUGUGUGCUAUUAUCGCUCUUCCAGUCAGUCAGAAGAACAGCUCUGACUGCAUCUAUAUCUGUGUCAUGGCUGGAAAGUCAGACAGUGAUCUGUCUCAGUUCUGGGACAUGGGCUCAAUCAGACCACUGUUUAAUCAGACCAUCACAGAGGAAAUACCCAGAGGUAAUACGACAUUUCCAUUGCUGCCCUUUGUGGUGUGGCAUGACCUUCCAAACACAAGUGACCUGGCACUUUGGCCUAAACCCAGUACAGAUUCCCACAGGAGCAGAGUGCCAACCUCUACAAUGACAUCAUCACCUCUGACUAGAUCAGCAGCAGCUCCUGAAACUACUGUCCCUGUGACAUCCCCCACCGCCUCACCCACUAGUGAUCUCACAACCGCUGUGAUCACUCAUUCAAAAGCUGUGACGGUAACCACGCAUACCAUCGCUCCAAUGGUGAACGAGACAAUAACACUGCCAACGCAGAGACAAACAACCACGUCAAGCAUCCAGCAGCCUACUAAAGUAUCUCAUACAGAAAAACCAGGAUGUCCGUGGAGAAUAGAGCUAUUUCAUCAAGGCAGUGAGAAAGAGGACCUGAAAGAGACCCUUGAAGAGAAGCUGAUCUGGGGCAGGGCGACCAUCAGCUCAGUGAAGCUGCAGCCGUGUGUGUUUGAGCUGUGCAAGUUUUACUCUCAGUGUGUGUGCAGAGGAUUCAGCCACAGAGCAGCAGCGUUACAGCGAUAUUGUGUGGAUAGCCAUCGCUGGUAUGAGAGACACACAGCAGAGGUCUGCAGUCGAAUGAGGAGAGUCGCUUUUUCCAAAAAUCUGAAACAGAAAUGUCUGGCAAGAAUGUGUGUGAAGAUGUAAGAGGAGUUCAUUAGCAGGAUCUGAACCAUCUGAAUUGAAGUUUAUGUACAGUAUGUUUGAGAGACGCUGGGUUCUGUUAAACACUGAACUGAAUUGUCAUCAUUGAAUCUGUAUAGUCUGUGCAUCUAGUGAAUUGCACUUUGUCUCUCCUGAAUAUAAAUAAAACCAAACAUAUUUA